UGGACCCCGGCGGCUUAUCAACCCCAACACAGCCACACACCACCAUCACACAGUCUUGUUUCCGACAGCACUGCCGGCUUCAUGGCAGCCUAUGUUCGGCCUCAAACCACCAUAUCCAGUGGCUUUCCGGUUACCAGCCAGCCAUUAGCAGUAGACUUUGUCGCAAACCGACUUCCUGCGUACCAUCCGGCUUUUCAGAAUCCUCCACCCUACGACCCUGUGUUGAAAGCCUACGUUCUGCCCGGCAACACAAUGCAGAAUAAUACCAAGCCUACCAGCGCUCAUGCAUUUUGGGACGAUGUUUUUCCUGAUGCAAUAACUCGAUUGGGGGCACAAUUCGAGGAGCCAAAGGAAUUAAAACGUUCGAAGCAUCGCAUUCGCAAUAGGUCUUCGUGGAAAGAAGUUGAAGACCAACUGCACGCUGCAAGAGAAUCCUAUGUACGCGAUGUGGGUUGGAUCAGACGGUCUUAUCGUACUGUAGCCGGCAACAGCAGCCAAAUUGCUUUCCAAGCCUCGAAGAUGGUCCCUGGGACCGAUAUGACAAGCUCGGUGGUCAAUGUUGUACAGAAUCUGCUCGAGAACAUACAUAAUGCAACCAAGGUGCAUGAAGAGAUAUUAAGAGGAUUCGAUGGAAUGGAGACAACUAUAAUAAAACUUGAGUACAGCUUGGACAUGUUCCCACACGACAUACUUGUGAAGAAAGUAGCUGUAGAACUAGUCGCAACGUUACUCAAUGCCGUGGAGAGGGUUGUCAGAUUCUACGAACAGAAGGUGUACAGAAAGAUGACAGCAGUGCUUUUCCGGGGUGACGAAUACCAAGAGAACGUUCUUCAAGGUCUCUCGGACGUCCAAACUAAGACCAAAGAGCUUAGCAGCCAGGUUCACGAGUCCUACAUGCUGUAUGCAAGCCAAGAAUCGAGGAAGAUCGGCAGGAUCAGUAGAGAUACGAACGAGGUUGUCAGGUCAACAGACGAGAGGACUGGAAGAAUGGAAAACAUGCUGACCAACAUGCACAACGCGGUGCUCCAUCUCAUGGUCGACCACGAAGAAGAGAAGUUGAGAUUGAGGAAGCAGAUGCAAGAACUGGAGAAGAGAAACGAGGUGCUGACGCAUAGUGUUCGAUCGAUAACACCUACACCGACACCCCUAGCUGCUGCGUGGCAGCCAAACAUUAACAGUCUUGUGCACGACAACACUGUGACCCCAGAAUCGUUAUGGAGACUCCUUGAGGUGGGGGAGCAAGUGGAGAAGGUCGACAUGGAAACAAUAAUCGAUAAGCGUGAGAGCCUCCCGUGGGCCGACCGAGGACGAGCUGGGCAUGUUGUCAACAUGGAUCAGUUCAAGACCUGGAUGAUCUCACCUGAGCCAGCGGCUUUGCUGCUGCACGGUCAUUGUGUGAGUGUAGGCGGAGCAACCGCAUUGUCGAUACUAUGCUCCACCUUGACUGGGGCAUUGAGGCAGAAACCUGGUUUCCUUGCCUUGACGCAUUUCUGCGGCCUCCACGAGGAAGUGGAAGGUCAAUACUACGGUGGCGUUGCACUUUUGCGAAGCUUCAUCGCCCAGCUCCUGUGUCAACAACCAUUCGACACGAGAGACAUCCAAUACAGUGUGGACUUAGCAAGCGCAGAACAAGGACAAGUGGCCGGACUCUGCCAGGUUUUAGGCUGGUUGAUCAAUCGCUUACCUCAAGAGACCACACUCAUCUGUAUCAUCGAUGAAAUCGCCUACUACGAACGUGAUGCGGCUGUCGACGAGACCCUGGAGGCGAUGACAUACAUCUCGCAGCUGAUGUACGAUCCAAGGUUGAGAACCACUAUUAAGGUUUUGGCCACUAGCACGAUAGCAGUGCGGGAGAUGAGGGAGUUCUUCCCAGAGGACUCGAUAUUGGAUCUCUCGGCCGUAUCCGGUAUCGAGCUUUCGAAUAGUGACGAAGUAGGACGAGAGCUCGACAACGACUUGGCUGGUUGAAUGGUCUCAGGCCCAAAUGAUGCGGUAGCCCCACGGAUGACAAGCAGCAUGUAUGUAUUCAACGCGUCGAGGACGCGUUCAUGGGACAUCGAUUAUGUCACCAUGGGUCCGUGCGCGUUCACUAGCGUGGAUCGCCGUGGUUCACGGCAGGAAGUCCGUUA
Molecule: messenger RNA, 2129 nt
Organism: Boeremia exigua
Lineage: Eukaryota; Fungi; Ascomycota; Dothideomycetes; Pleosporales; Didymellaceae
Exons: 2
Coding region: 82-1968 (628 amino acids)
Source: RefSeq, a predicted model, not a curated record